Messenger RNA from Penaeus indicus, 369 nucleotides. RefSeq lists its product as uncharacterized. The coding region runs from base 1 to 369 and encodes 122 amino acids. Lineage: Eukaryota; Metazoa; Arthropoda; Malacostraca; Decapoda; Penaeidae. The transcript is spliced from 2 exons. The record is from RefSeq and is a predicted model, not a curated record.
AUGUAUUCACUGAACAUUCUGCCAAUAGCUUCUGGCGUGCGUGGUCCCGCCUUCCCACUAGGAUACGGUUCCGGAGGACAUAGCGAGCUGGGAGUCGAUCUCAGCGGCGCAGGAGGCCACAGCGGCAGCGGUGUUGGAAGCGAAAGAGAGCUCCCAGGCGUCUUAGUUGGCAGCGGUGUGCUUCCCGAAAGUGCCAUUGGCGGUGUAGGUGGUGGUGCCAAUGGUGACGCUGCUGGAGGAGUCAUUGGUGGGGAAUACAGCGGACCAAGUGUUGGUGUUGUUGGAGGUUUUGACGCUGGUGUUGCUGGAGGCGCUGGUGAUAUCUCCGAUGUCAGCACCCCUGUCAGCGAUUAUGCCGCACCACACUAA